AUGGAGCCGGUAAAGGUCCUAGAAAAGAUCGAAACGCAUCCGGUCGACUGCCCGGCCACUGACGCUGCCGCAACGGACGACAGCUGCGGGCUGAUUUUCGCCGGCGCGUCGCCCGAGGAGUCUGUCAAAAAGCUGUUCAACCCGCCGCUGAAGGACGGUGAGGAAGAUGCGGAGCCCGGUCGAACGAAGCGGCCCCGCGAGGAAUCCACUCCGGUGAAAGGCAGGAUCAAGUUCGACAGAGCGUCAAUCAGCCGCGUCUGCCCCAACGUGGAGUUCCCGUUCUCACCUAGUGAAAGUGAUUUGCUAUUCAUAGACGAAUCGCUCGAGCUGCUCCGCAGCUGUUUCGACGACCUGCCGGGUUUCAAGUUAAUUAGGGAGAUCGAGGCAACGGGGUCGGAAUAUGGUGAUCCUGAGGAGCGUUUCAUGUUGCUGGUUGACUCUUUUUUUGCGUACAUGGACUCGGAGGAGACUCCGGAGGUGCGGCUCGAGGGCGAAACGGAUUGCACGUCGUCCGAGCAGACGCCUUCGGUGGACGUCGACGUUAACUACGACCGACAGGCGUUUCGUGAGCUGCUGAGGUGUCUGGUCCUGUGGUGCAACUGGGUGUUCCAAAUGCACGAGCACACGAAAGAUGCGCUAUCCAUCGCACAAUCCACGCUGCAGCACAACACGGCGUCGAAGAUCGUCGACACCGCGCUGGGGCUGAAGCAGGCAAAUCGCAACAUGGCGUUCUACUCCAACAUGUGCUCGAGACUGACCGCGGUGCUCCGCGAGAGGGGCGCGAAGUACGACCAGAUCAUAAAGGACACGCUGUGCAAGGUGCACCACGUCCGGUUCAACGUAGGCAGGGUGCAGCAGUCCUCCAACGCGUCGUGGGAGCGCCUGUCGGCGGUGCUGUCGAAGCAAACGACCGCUGAAAACGAGAUCCCGAUGGAUGAUGCCGGCGACGACUACAGGCGCAACAUCAACCUGGUGCGCAACGAGAUGCGUUUGCGCAUGAAGAAGAAGGGCUCCUGCGACUCGCUCACAAAGGCGUGCGACAUGCUUACACAGGAGCUCGCCUCGAUCAAUUCGAAGCGCCAGUCCCUCGUCACCCGCAUGGAGCAGGCGAUGCGGCAGGUGCGCGAGUUGACGACGUCGUAUCGCGCUGACGCGUACGUCGAGUCGCUGAAGCUGACCGACUCGAAGAAGCUACCCACGCUGCUGCACAACUUCCUCUCGCGAAUGCAGCUGCGCGCGAUAGCGACGCCGAAUCGCGAUGUGGUCUUCAAGGUCUUCAGGGAAGGUGACAGGGAAUACGGGCUGCACAUGACGUUCGCCGCGCCGCGGGACGUGCUGAUGCCGAGCGCGGAUGCUGCGUCGAUCGUGUUCCCCCUGAUGUUCCUCGCCACCGUGGACGAGAGGGGCCUGAUCCGUAUUCGUGAGCCCCGGUUCCCGUUCCCGGGUUCUGCGGUGUGCGACAGCACGCCACGCGCAGAUACCACGCCGAGGCGCAUGGAGUGCGUGUCCAUACACAGCGAGUCGAGCAUGUCUACGGGGAGCGACAGCCCUAAGGAGACGAUAAACGUGGACGGCAUGGUGCUGGACACGUUCACGGCGCUGGACAAGGAGCUGCCGCAGCACUUCUGCGAACGUUUGGACUGGUGGUACGACAUCGCGCGUCAGCACGUCUGGAACUGCUACCUGGCCGAUGGUUACAGGCGCGGCAAGUGCAGCUCCAUCAGCAUGCUGCCCCAAGAGCUCAGGAGGAGCCACUCCUCGCAGUACACGUCCAGGAGCAGCGGGUGGAUCCUGUCCAACAAGUGCGCCAGCGUACGAAUGCGCCUGGAGUUCACCGAGGAGCUGGAGCCGAGGUGCACCUUCAGCGAGUUCGAACACUACGAGCCGCUAUACUUGGAGAGCACGUCACCCAUCGUGGACCUCGUGAGGGACCGCUUCACGGACGCAAACGAGGACAAGAUCGCCGAAGUGGGUUAA
Molecule: messenger RNA, 1977 nt
Organism: Babesia bigemina
Lineage: Eukaryota; Apicomplexa; Aconoidasida; Piroplasmida; Babesiidae
Exons: 1
Coding region: 1-1977 (658 amino acids)
Source: RefSeq, a predicted model, not a curated record